Messenger RNA from Perognathus longimembris pacificus (Pacific pocket mouse), 3702 nucleotides. It is a transcript of the gene Fam184a, whose product is annotated as family with sequence similarity 184 member A. The transcript has 18 exons. The coding region runs from base 28 to 3450 and encodes 1140 amino acids. The record is from RefSeq and is a predicted model, not a curated record. NCBI's taxonomy places the organism in Eukaryota, Metazoa, Chordata, Mammalia, Rodentia, Heteromyidae.
GUGCCCCGGCCGGGGUCUGUCGGGAAGAUGGCGACCCCGGGCAUGAGCUGGCAGCAGCACUAUUACGGCGGCGGGGCGGCCAAAUUCGCGCCCACGCCGGCCGCCGCGCAGCUGGCCGGACACUGCCUGGACUACAGCCCGGACAUGCACCUGAAGAUGAGCAAGAAGAUCGCGCAGCUCACCAAGGUAAUAUAUGCGUUGAACACCAAAAAUGACGAGCACGAAUCUGCAAUUCAAGCUCUCAAAGAUGCUCAUGAAGAAGAAAUCCAACAAAUUCUUGCAGAAACAAGGGAGAAAAUACUACAGUAUAAAAGCAAAUUAACAGAGGAGUCAGACCUUAAGAGAAAGAUUCAGGUUUUAGAGGCAUCCUUGGAAGAUCACAUUAAGAUGAAGCAGCAAGCUCUGACAGAAUUUGAAGCCUAUAAGCAGAGAGUGGAGGACAUGCAGCUGUGUGCAGAAGCCCAGCACGUCCAGCGCAUAGUGACCAUGUCAAGAGAGGUCGAGGAGAUAAGGAGAAAGUUUGAAGAAAGGUUACAGAGCUUUGGACAACUCCAAAUACAGUUUGAAAAAGAUAAACGAUUGGCAAUGGAAGAUUUACAAACUGCUCACCGAAGAGAGAUUCAAGAACUGCUGAAGUCACAACAGGAUCACAGUGCCUCCAUAAACAAAGGGCAGGAGAAGGCAGAGGAGCUGCACAGGAUGGAGCUGGAGGCCCUAAACAGAACUCUGGAGGAGCUAAGACUUGAAAAGAAAAAAAUCAUUGAGGAUUAUGAAGACAAGUUGAAUAAAGCUCAGUCCUUCUAUGAAAGGGAGCUUGAUACUUUGAAAAGGUCACAGCUUUUUACAGCUGAGAGCCUGAAGGUUAGUAAAGAGAAGGAAGCUGAUCUUCGAAAAGAAUUUCAGGGACAAGAAGCAAUCUUACGAAAAACCAUAGGAAAAUUAAAGACUGAGUUGCAGAUGGUACAGGAUGAAGCCGGCAGUCUUCUCGAUAAAUGCCAGAAGCUACAGAUGGCGCUCGCCACAGCAGAGAGCAACGUGCAGGUUCUUCAAAAACAGCUUGAUGAUGCCAGGGAGGGAGAAAUGGCCUUAUUAAGCCGGCACAAAGAAGUGGAAAGUGAGCUAGCAGCUGCCAGAGAACGUUUACAACAGCAAGCUUCAGAUCUUGUCCUCAAAGCCAGUCACAUUGGAAUGCUUCAAGCAACUCAAAUGACCCAGGAGGUUACAAUUAAAGAUUUAGAGUCGGAAAAAUCAAGGGCCAAUGAGAGAUUAUCUCAGCUUGAAGAGGAAAGAGCUUUUUUGGAAAGCAGAACUCAAAGUCGGGAUGAAGAGCAGAAACAGCAGGUUCUGGAGCUGGAAAAGAAAGUGAAUGAAGCAAAAAGAGCUCAGAAAGAGUAUUAUGAGAUGGAGCUCAAGAACUUGCAAAGCCGACUGGAAGGAGAGGUCAGUCAACUAAAUGAGGCCCAUUCGAAGACACUGGAAGAACUUGCUUGGAAGCAUCACGUGGCAAUCGAGACAGCUCACAGCAAUGCCAUUCGAGACAAGAAGAAACUGCAAGUGGAAUUAGAGGAACGAUAUAAAAAGGAAAAGCUACAUAUGGAAGAGGAUAAGAAUCAACUUCAACUAGAGCUAGAAAACCUGAAGGACGUACUAGAAGACAAGCUGAAUACAGCCAAUCAAGAGAUUGGCCGCCUCCAAGACCUGGUAAGGAAAAGUGAACAAGGGCUUGGCUCUGCUGAAGGACUCAUUGCUAGUCUUCAAGACUCCCAGGAAAGGCUACAGAAUGAGCUUGACUUGACUAAAGACAGGCUAAAGGAGACCAAGGAGGCUCUGUUGAAUGUCGAGACUGAGCUAGAACAAGAAAGGCACCUGCAUGAAGAAACUCUAGCUGUCAUGAAAGAAGAAGAAAAACUCAGAGUGGACAAGAUGGCCCAUGACUUAGAGAUAAAGUGGACAGAAAAUCUUAGACACGAGUGUUUGAAACUUCGAGAAGAGUUGAGGAUUCAACAUGAAGAGGAUAAAAAAUCAGCAAUGUCUCAGUUGCUACAGUUAAAAGAACGAGAGAAAAAUGCAGCCAGGGAUUCAUGGCAGAAGAAAGUUGAAGAUCUCUUAAACCAGAUUUCCUUGCUGAAACAAAAUCUGGAGAUGCAGCUUUCCCAGUCGCAGACUUCUUUGCAGCAGCUGCAGGCCCAGUUCACACAAGAACGACAGCGGCUCACCCAAGAGCUGGAAGACUUAGAGGAACAACAUCAACAAAGACAGAAAUCCUUACAAGAAGCACACAUCCUUGCAUUUCAGACAAUGGAAGAAGAAAAAGAAAAAGAGCAAAGAGCUCUUGAAAAUCACUUACAACAAAAACAUUCUGCAGAACUUCAGUCCCUAAAAGAUGCACACCGAGAGUCAAUGGAGGGCUUCCGGGUAGAAAUGGAACAGGAACUUCAGACUCUUCGGUUUGAAUUAGAAGAUGAAGGAAAGGCUAUGCUUGCUUCUUUGCGUUCAGAACUCAACCAUCAACAUGCAGCUUCAAUUGACUUGUUACGACAUAAUCAUCAUCAAGAACUGGCAGCUGCUAAGAUGGAGUUAGAAAGAAGCAUAGACAUCAGCAGAAGACAGAGUAAGGAGCACCUGUGUAGAAUCACAGAUCUGCAGGAGGAGUUAAGACACAGAGAGCAUCAUAUCUCUGACUUGGAUAAGGAGGUACAGCACCUUCAUGACAACAUCAAUGCCCUAACCAAAGAACUGGAAUUUAAGGGGAAGGAAAUCCUCAGAAUACGAAGUGAAUCUAACCAGCAGAUGAGGUUGCAUGAACAAGAUUUAAACAAGAAACUUGAAAAGGAACUGGAUGACUUGACAGCAGACCAUCUCAGAGAGAAAAAUAUCAUGCGAGCAGAUUUUAAUAAGACUAAUGAGCUACUCAAGGAAAUAAAUGCUGCUUUACAAGUGUCGCUAGAAGAAAUGGAAGAAAAGUAUCUGAUGAGAGAAUCAAAGCCGGAAGAUGUGCAGCUGAUUACAGAGUUGAAGGCCAUGCUUACAGAAAGAGACCAGGUCAUCAAGAAACUAACUGAGGAUAAUAAAUUUUAUCAGCUGGAAUUAGUCAAUCGAGAAACUAACUUCAACAAAGUAUUUAACUCAAGUCCUACUGUUGGUGUUAUUAAUCCCUUGGCUAAGCAAAAGAAGAAGAACGAUAAAGCACCAACAAACAGGUUUGUGAGUGUUCCCAAUCUAAGUGCUCUGGAAUCCAGCAUUGUGGGCAAUGGACAUCCUAACCGUUUGGAUCCCAUCCCUAAUUCUCCAGUCCACGACAUUGAGUUCAACAGCAACAAGCCUCUUCCUCAGCCAGUGCCACCCAAAGAGCCCAAGACAUUUUUGAGCCCCCCUCAGAGCGAAGCGUCCCCCGCAGCUUCUCCGGACCCCCAGCGCCAGGAGUGGUUCGCCCGGUACUUCACCUUCUGAAAGGGCAGUGCUGAGGCUGUGUGGACUGACUCGGAGCAUGAUUGUACACAGUCCAUUCCGCGGCCAGGCUUCCUGUGGGAACACUGUGACUGUGAAGGUGUUCGUCUCUCCAACUUGAAAAUGCAGUGUAUUUCCUGAGAUUAUAUAUAUAUAUAUAUAUAUACACAUAUAUAUAUAGGAAUCACUCUAUAAGGUACUCUAUGAUGUGUGUAAUUAUAACAAUUAUUUUUAUUUGAAAGUCUUUAACCUUUU